This is a messenger RNA of Erythranthe guttata (spotted monkey flower), 552 nucleotides long. Its product is annotated as mitochondrial import inner membrane translocase subunit TIM10. NCBI's taxonomy places the organism in Eukaryota, Viridiplantae, Streptophyta, Magnoliopsida, Lamiales, Phrymaceae. The record is from RefSeq and is a predicted model, not a curated record. Gene Ontology annotation, cellular component: mitochondrial inner membrane. Gene Ontology annotation, biological process: protein insertion into mitochondrial inner membrane.
CAGAAAUUGAACAUUGAGCUUUCGUCGCUGAGUGACGGCGUUGAUCUUCUGAGCUACAAUCUUCGCUGAAUAAUUUCACCCAUUUAUCUUUUCUGCAUUCCAUUUUAGAUCUAAUGGCUCUAAACAAUUCCAACGCCGCUGCCCCUUCUGCCUUUGAAAGAGAACAGAUCAUUGGAAUGAUGGAGAAGGAGAUGGAGUAUAGGGUGGAUAUGUUCAACAAGCUUACGCACACAUGUUUCAGCAAAUGCACGGAGAAUAAGUAUAAGGAAUCUGAGUUAAACAUGGGUGAAAACAGUUGCAUCGACCGUUGUGUUUCAAAGUAUUGGCAGGUGACUAACUUAGUCGGCCAACUACUUGGAAACAAUCAACCUCCUAUGUGAAGGAAUAGUUUUGCUCUUCGUUUUUUUUUCUUCUGGAAUUCCGAUUACUUUUACAUGAAUUUUGUUGAACGUGCAAAACAAGUUCCUUUUGGAAUUUUGAAAUAAUAAACAUGCUCAUCGCUUUCAUCUGCGGAUAGGUGACAUUGUAUUGGCAAUAAAUAUGUUUUUUUCC